This is a messenger RNA of Sycon ciliatum, 5285 nucleotides long. RefSeq lists its product as uncharacterized. The record is from RefSeq and is a predicted model, not a curated record. Lineage: Eukaryota; Metazoa; Porifera; Calcarea; Leucosolenida; Sycettidae. Bases 382 to 4299 code for a protein of 1305 amino acids. Gene Ontology annotation, biological process: regulation of apoptotic process. The transcript is spliced from 7 exons.
AAAUAAAAAAGAAUGACGGAAUGCUAUACCCAGUCGUAUCCUGGUAGUAUAUCGGGCCGGCCCAGGCCGGCAGACUGGCAACAAAACUCAAAAGUAACUACAUGCGUGUACCAUGGUGUACUGGUAAAAAGAGUGAUCGCUUCCUAUCAUUCACCCAACGAGACGGCGAGAGAUUUUUCCUACAUGACAUUGUACAAUGUCAUGCAGUCUUUGCGCAAUGAUGAUGUAAAACUCAAACUCAAAGGCUUGCUUGCAUUUUGAGAGAGAACAGAGAUGUUGCGGCAGUGCGCUGCCCGCAGGAUAUUACGUAUAGCUAUGCCUGAUGAGUUCCCCGCCGAUCGCUACCCUGACUCUAGCUAGAGCUUCGAACAUUUGUCGGAAAUGGCCAGCGCGCAGGAUGAGUCGCCGUCGGUCAAAUUUGCCGAACCUCUGCCAGCCUUCCGCGCUCCGUCACCAGAAAGCACCUCAGCAGCAGACAUCGAGGAAGCAAAUGGGCAAGGUCAACGCAGUAGCGAUAAGGACCUGAUCAGGCGACGGCGUAGCGAUGCGAAGGCGCGCAGUAGGCCUAAGAGCAUGCACGCUCGUCAAGAGAACGGAACCGGCCAGGAGGGCAUCGGAGCCGAGGAUUCAGCCAGGACGAAACGGCAUCAACCAGUGGCCGUUGAAGAUGAACAUCGCACUUCUCUCCAGCAGCCGGGGCCGCCAAAGCAGAGGAAGCAGGGUGAGCGGCGAGCCAAAUCAGCAGGGCCUAGUCCAUUCAACACCGAGGCGCGCAGUCUGGUGUCGAUCCAGACGAACUUCAUUGUGGAAAACUUAAUGAAAGCGCCCGUGGAACGCACUGAUGACGCUGGUCGUGGCAGAAAGAAGAGUUCUUUGACCCCCGCACUGCCUGUUUCAUCCCAAUCAAGCUAUCUAUCCAAGGCCACCACACCCAGGACCCCGCCAGCGUACGAUGCCUGUUCGGAAAGCUCUAGCCGCGUGCUCUCCAGGGCCACGUCGUCGACGCACUCCUCCGACGUGUCAUCAGAAUCACGACAGAUAUCGCUCGACGGAGAGGACGCGGAUGAUGACGUGUCCGAGGAGUCUUCGUCGGCUAUCAAGCAUUGGAAACAUGCACAGAAAUGGCUGCACCGGUUGCAAAAAGAAAGCGCCGAGAAGAGCCGAACGCGAGCGGCAUUUGCCGCUGCCAUGAAGCUGCAGCAGAAGCGACGGCAGAUGAAGAACUCCACGGAGAUCGUCGAGCGCUAUCACGAGCUAAGCGAAGUGCGGCGCAUCACUCGUGAUCUCUCGCGCGACCGGAAAACCCAGCUGUCGGAGCUGCUCGAAAACGGAGGUAUUCGCAUGCCUGGCCGUGCUCUGGAGCAGGACGGUACAGAAAUCUCACAUGAUACUCUGACCUUGCCCUCGUCUGCUGCAGGUGAAGCGUUACCGGUUCCGGACGCUGCAAGAAGUGGAACUGAAGCAGCAACAGCAGUGGCCUCUGAUGCUAGUGCUGCGGCGGAAACCUCCAUUCCAAAGCCGCCUCCCGUGCCGGACGAGCUGAUAACCUUACACGCGAACCAUGCUCCCUGCCAGCCUCGUCUCCGUGCACGGCGAAGACGAAGCAGGCACCGGCGGCAGCGCAAGGAGCUGAAGCGCAGCUUGAGCCACGAAGGCGCCGAGCCACUGGACGGAACCGUCAAACAGCGUCACAGGGAGAAAACAACGGCGAGCGCGCCGAUGCUGGAGGGCAGUGCGGAGGUGAAGCGGACAACUCGAAGACGGCGUCGUAGGCAACAGCAGCGGAGAAGCCUCGAGAGGGCUGCCUCCGAUGAAGACCCGUAUCAACCUCUUGCCGAAGCCUUGCCAACUGAUCAAUCUCGGCGAGCGAGAGCAAGCCGUCGAGUCAGACACUCUGAGGGUGGCGGCGCUAGACAUGGUCUGAAAGAGCAGUUGGACAUGGUGCAACACCAAGCUAGCAGUAAACAGGGCAGAACUGCGUUUGGCGUCAAAGAGCCAGAAGACAUUCGAUCAGGAAUGAACGUUUUGUGUCCGGUGCCACAGGGGCUUUCUGUUCGGGCUGCUGACGCACCAAGGUAUUCCUUACCGGCCGAUAGUGGAAUUGCCGGGGACGUGCUCAGUCUGGGUGCCGAUUCGCAGGCCGAUGCCGGUGCCGCAGGAGACACAACACCGUGCGUCGAGUCACCGCCGCACACGCUUGGCGAGCAGCUUUCCAACAUGUCCGUCCAGACCCUGACCUCUCUGGACAGUAGCAGCACGUCAUGCUUCACCGCUGCGUCGACCAAGUCCCUGUCUUCUGCAGCAGGUAGUGGCGACGAAUCUCAGUCGCUCGAAUCGUCGACGUCAAGUAGUGUGUUUGCACAGCUCUCCUCCUACACUUCAGUUCCUGUCACCCCACUGGCAGAGCAGCAGGAGGAAAGGGGCAUGCUCUUUCAGCGGCGACCGUCCGACCUUCCCACCGGUGUGUUGAUCAUACCAGCCCGGGAUGACGGUCUCAUACCGGACGACGGAUCAUCUCUCUAUCCCGCGGUGCCGUUUGCUCCACCACCACCGCCGCCUCAUCCCGCAGUUGCGUCCCACGCCUUGUCUGUCGAGCCCGUUGGCGCAGCAGCCAAGCUGAGCGCACGCUUAGGCGAACGGUUCAGAAUUCUUUCCACCGAGUCUGAGUCGCAGUCGUCCGACUUUGAUUUUGACGAUAUUGAGGACGGGGAAGUCUAUGAUAGCGAUGGUGCUCUGCUCCACAAGCCAGAGAAUACUGAAGCAGCCGUAGCAAAGGCAAAAACACCACCAGUCCGCCGCGGGUCCUUCUUUCAGCGUUUGGAGGGAAUGGUAAAGACACGUAAGAUAACCGUGGAGAAGACCUCCUUCCAGCUUUCCGGCGGGCUAGAGCUUGACGAAGACUAUAAGGGCCGGGAGGAUGCGUUCGACGAGUUCCGUGAGAACCUGGGCGAUGACGGCUUUGCCAAUGCGGCUGAUGUUGGCAAGGAGGGCGAAGAGGAUUAUCGCCUGCCUAUGAUCAGCAAAGAGGAGAUCGUCCUUAUGCGAAUCAUCGAGAUAGCCGAGGAAAUCGAGGACGAGUACGGCGAGAUGUUCGACCAUGCCAUAGCGGACGUAACGAACAAGAACUUGACGUUCUCCUCUUUCUCCGACACCGCACGGUCCUUUCUCGGCGUUGACAGGCUGUCACCCAAGAACAUUUGGGCUGUGCUGGGAUUUUCACGCCGUGUCGUGCAAGAGCUGCCGUCCACCGCGGAAAUCGUCAGCGACUACACGACUCGUCUACUCGAGGAGGAAGCCCUGGACUAUGUGAAUGAUCGCGGCGGUUGGGGAACUAUGCUGAAAGAGCCGGAGGCUGUUGUGAACGAGAACGAUUCCGACGACUACCCCAGCGGUGGCUUGGCCGUUGGAAUGGCCGUGGCUGAUGGCAUCAGCUCUAUAGCGCGCCUCUUCUCGCCAUCGCCCAACCGCAAAGCGAGCCCGAAGGGUGUCGGUCGUGGGCCGCGCAGCUCUGUGGACGCGUUUCAAUUUCCACAAUUGCCACCAUCAACAGCCGCAUCUGCUAGGGAAGCGGACACUGCUCUGGAAAAGGUUCUAGAUCGCCAUCGGGAGGAGAGUGCAAGAGAAAUGGUCGAUAACGGUGAUGAUGAUGAAAACGAUGGAGCCGUGGAGAUUCUUGCUGACAGUGAGGUGUUUGAGCAGAACGCAAGCAGCAGCGAAGCAGCGGCGCCGGCAGAAGGUGUGAGUGAGCCGAGAGAGCCAGACCUCCGGUCCCGCCUGAUUGGUUUUGGCUCUACGUCGACGGCUAACGUGGACACUGGCUCUGCCAUGCCGGGGUUCGGACACGAGGUGACACGGAUUGACGCCGAUGCAAUCACUAGCGAGGAGUGGAACGGUUUGCUGGAACAUGUUCGCUCUAACCUGGGUGCCUCGGAUGAGAUAGACGACGGACAAAGGAGGUACCGGCGUCAUCGAUCCAGAUUGCAGAGAUACAACUUUGUGAUCGAUGGUCCUGGAGUUGUCGACGACGGCGAAUCAACAUGCGCCAGCGAUAGUUGUGUGGAUACUGAUUCCUCAGUCAUUGCUGAUUCGAUGGAGAUUUACCCGAAGAAGCCCGAGGACGAGAUAUCUGUCCGCCGAGUCAAACCUCCCACCUUGAUGAAAGAAACCUCCAACAACGACUCUGUGGAUGAUAGCGUUGAGGAGCCCACAUCGCUGCUGACACGCAUCACCACAAUGGGUAUGGUCACGGCCGGGGCUGCAGUGCUCGCCGGCUUGUCUUUCUUCAAGCAACAGACAUGAGUGGCCCAAGCGGUUUCUGCUGGUUGAACUGAGAUGAAGGUCAGGUUCGCAUCGGGACUAAGUUCGGUGAAUCAUCAGCUGUGUGUUCAGUUCUGAUUCUUACAGACCGUGGUGUCGUGUGGGUUACCGGAAGCCGUUUACGCACGACGUUCGGUGUAUCCUGAGCUGCACUGUAAUGCUGAUCUGAUCAGCCAUGAUCGUGUUCUAUUUACUAAAGCUGUGUGCUUGGUGGCUGCUACAGCCCCUUUCUUGCCCAUGCACCCAGUACCUAACCAGCCAUGCAGCGCAAUGCUGGACCAACACAUGUGACCGUCUCUAUCACUUGUGCAAUCCUCGGAUCCUGUAGCGCUGUCAGUGUCGUCGUCCUUACUUGCUGGCAAUGCUGAUAGGCCAGUAAGCAUGCAAUGCCGUUCCAUGUGGUGGAGCGCGAUAUGCAUCACCUUCAUUGAUCUCUCAUCAGUGUGCGGCACAUUACCUGCUCUGUUUGAAACAGUCGCUGUGUGGCUAGCCCUGAACACGGGUGCCUUUCACAUGCAUGCCAACUUGCCUUUUGCUAUGCAUCUUUGCACUCUGAUGCUGACUAACUUCUUGCUAUUUUCUGUCAUGUAUUGUAUGGAACAUGUCUGUGAUCAAACUCAACUGCUUCCCAACCUGAAACGAGAUCAUGGCUGCGCUAGCGUUGUAACAGGGCGAAAUAUCUCCUUGUUACCGGUAGAAGCUUACAGUUCUAUACUUUGAGAACAUCUGUAGUAUCCGCUGAGCUCUGUGUGACCUCAUAGACACAUUUAUGCAUCUCGCUAUACUGUGCUGAAGUGAUUUUAAUUUGCGCCUGCUGAUUUUAUGCCCCCCCCCCCCCCCCCCCCCCCCGCCUAAAUAUUCCCUUGAUUUUGCACCCCUGAUUGAGCUGUUGAAGCCGCACAUUACGAAAAGAGCAUUAUCAUUAUUUUUAUCAACCUGCCGACAUUUUUACAAUGAUUCUUCAACUC